AUGGCCGACCCUCCUUCGACUCUAGACCCAAAUAUAUCUUAUUCUGUAAGUACGUCCCGGUACGGUAGUGUAAUAUGUUAUAACCAAACGGUUGCGAUCCUAGACGGAGAUCAUAAUGGAUGGGAGACCGCAGCCUCGCUUAAAACGGCGUUUCCUUACUUUGCAAUGCAACUAUUCUUCUCUAAUUUUUGCUACCGCAUAAUCUAUUCCUUGACUCGGCCGCUACAUCUUCCUCCUUUCGCCGCUCAGAUCCUUUGCGGAUUACUGUUCAGCCCGACUUUGCUUGGUAGAGACAGUCGUCCCCUCAAAAAAUUCUCUCCUUAUAGAUACACAAUGGUUCUGGAGACAUUCGCAAACUUAGCUCUUGUCUACAACAUUUUCCUCCUCGGUCUCGGUAUGGACUUGAGGAUGAUAAAAAUCAAGCAAGUCAAGCCAAUGGUCAUAGCCAUCGUUGGCCUCGUUGUGGCUUUGUUGGUCGGUUCUUGCUUGUAUUACUAUCCCGGUAACGGAGACCCCGACAUAAUUCUCGCAGGUUGUCUCUACUGGUCGGUUGCGUUGAGUUGUACGAAUUUCCCGGACCUUGCGAGGAUUCUUGCGGAUCUCAAGCUCUUGCGUUCUGAUAUGGGACACACGGCCAUGAGUGCAUCCAUUAUUACGGAUUUGUGUACUUGGGUUCUCCUUGUUCUCGGAAACGCAUGUUUUACCAGAGGUACAUGGAACGAUACGAUGCCAUUCGCGUUAGUAUCAACCAUAGCUUUUGUCUUUUUCUGCAUCUACGUGAUCCAUCCUGGAAUCGCUUGGGCCUUCGCCAACACGGUCAAAGGAGGCCACGUUGGAGAGACUCACGUUUGGUUCACUCUCGUAGGUGUCAUUUUCUGCGGUUUAAUCACCGACGCAUGUGGGGUCCACUCGGUAACCGGAGCUUUCCUGUUCGGUCUCUCGAUCCCUCACGACCACAUCAUUCGAAACAUGAUCGAAGAGAAGCUCCACUAUUUCCUCUCGGGCAUUUUGAUGCCUCUUUUCUACGUCACAUGCGGGUUUAAACUCGAUCUUGACUACUUGUUACACAACACGACCCUUAAAGUGAUGGCGAUUGUGAUUUCUUCUUGCUUUAUGGUGAAGAUUGUGUCUACCGUUAUUUGCUCCCUCUUCUUGCGCAUGCCCUUGCGCGAUGGUUUUGCUGUUGGUGCCCUUAUGAACACCAAAGGAACUAUGGCUUUAGUCAUACUCAAUGCUGGACGUGACAGCAAGGCGUUGGACGUAACACUCUACACUCAUAUGACGUUUGCGUUCCUGGUGAUGUCAAUAGUAGUGCAGCCACUUUUAACCUUUACUUACACACCAAAGAAGAAGCUGAUUGAUUAUAAACACCGUAACGUUCAAAACCUCAAAGGAGAAGUAGAGUUUCGAGUGUUAACAUGUGUUCAUGCCCUCAUUAACGUUCCUGGCAUAACCAAUCUAUUACAUGUUUCUAACCCGACCAAGGAAUCUCCUCUCGACAUAUAUGCAAUCCAUUUAGUUGAGCUAACCGGUUGCACCACGGCUUCGUUGCUCAUAAUGAACGACGAGACCAAACCUAAAGUUAAAUUUUCGGACCGAGUCAGAGCGGAAUCUGAACAGAUCGCUGAGACGUUCGAAGGCAUGGAAGUGAACAACGACAUAGUGUCGGUUCAGACCCUCACAGUGGUUUCACCUUACGCGACGAUGCAUGAGGAUAUUUGUACGUUGGCCGAGGAUAAACGAGCCAGCCUCAUCUUAUUGCCUUACCAUAAGAGUUUGACGCCUGACGGUCGGUUAGGUGAAGGAAACUAUGCCCACGCGGAAGUCAACCAAAACGUUUUGAGAAACGCGCCGUGUUCUGUUGGAAUAUUGGUCGACCGUGGCAUGACGACUGUUCGGUCUGAAUCUCCUUCGUUCCAAGGCAAGACCACAAAGAAGGAAAUUGUAAUGUUAUUCGUUGGAGGUCGGGACGAUAGAGAGGCUUUGGCUUAUGCUUGGAGGAUGGUGGGACAAGAAAUGAUCAAACUAACGGUUAUGAGAUUUGUCCCUGAUCGGGAAGCUUUAGUUUCGGCCGGAAAAUUACCCGUUGAGUACGAGAAGGAGGCACAAGUCGAUGAAGAGUACAUAUACGAGUUUAACUUCAAAACUAUGGAUGAUUCUUCAGUGACUUAUACAGAGAAAGUGGUUCACGAUGGUCCAGAAACGAUCAAGGCGAUUAGAGAAAUGGAAGAUAACCAUUCUUUCGAUCUUUACAUAGUGGGAAGAGGGGACAAAGUAGAAACACCUGUGACUGCGGGUUUGGCAGAUUGGAAUACUAGUCCGGACUUGGGUACUAUAGGCGAUACAUUAGCUUCAGCAAGCUUCACAAUGCAUGCUUCCGUUCUUGUGAUUCAACAAUACUCAGCCGCCAAUAGACAAACCUCAGAAAAGCAUCAAGAAGACGUUAAAGGUGAAGAGAAAACCACUAAUGAAGCGAAAGUGAAUUCUCAUGAGGACGAGGAGGAGGAGGAGGAGGAGGAUGAUGAUGAUGAUGAUGAUGAUGAUAAUGGGGAUGAUGAUGAUGAUGAUGAUAAACAGUAUGAAAUGGGAAUGCGCACAUGA
Molecule: messenger RNA, 2601 nt
Organism: Eruca vesicaria subsp. sativa (arugula)
Lineage: Eukaryota; Viridiplantae; Streptophyta; Magnoliopsida; Brassicales; Brassicaceae
Source: the annotation of a GenBank genome assembly